Messenger RNA from Pipistrellus kuhlii (Kuhl's pipistrelle), 4325 nucleotides. RefSeq names its product SH3 domain and tetratricopeptide repeats 1 (gene SH3TC1). NCBI's taxonomy places the organism in Eukaryota, Metazoa, Chordata, Mammalia, Chiroptera, Vespertilionidae. The record is from RefSeq and is a predicted model, not a curated record. The coding region runs from base 271 to 4302 and encodes 1343 amino acids. The transcript is spliced from 18 exons. Gene Ontology annotation, molecular function: protein binding.
CGGGCGGGAGGCGGGAGGCUGGAGCCGGCCCAGGAAGAAGCUAAUGAUCAACUGGCCGCUCGGCAGGCAGCCUCUCCCAGGCCGCGCCGGGGAGGAAGUGGGGCAGGAAGCAGGGGGCGGUGGCCGGGAGGGCGGAGGGCGGCCGGCCGCCGCGGGGAGACAGCCUGGGCCGCGGGGAGGAGCGCCGGGGCUGCGUCUGGCGCUGCCCGAGGAGCCGGCGCAGCGGCCAGCCCGGCAGGCCCAGCCCUGGGCGCUGAGGCCACGGCAGGCAUGAAGGACCCAGUGGAGGCGGCCACAGAGGAGCCUGAUCCGACGGGGACGGUGGCCGGGCCCUCGGGCGGCGGCGGUGGCGACCAGGUCCAGAGAAAGGCUGGGAGAGCAUCGGUCAGCUGGGCGGGACCAGGACCCGCGGAGGCCCAGGCUGCGGGCAGAGACGAUGCUGCUCCGGCCCCGGGCGCCUCCCAGCGGCACUCAGGGACCGCUCCGGGCCCGAGGGGAGCGUACCCCACAGACCUGACGCUGCAGCUGCAGGCGGUGCGGAGGCGGAGCGGGCAGCCGGACCCCGGGCUGCAGCAGGCCCUGCGGGCCCGGCUCCGCCUGCUGGAGAAUGACAGCCGCGAGGUGGCCCGCACGCUCGGGGAGCUGUCGGCCAGGCUGCUGUCCAUCCACAGCGACCAGGCCCGGCUCGUGGUGACCUUCAAGACCUUCGAGGAGAUCUGGAAGUUUUCCACGUACCACGCCCUCGGCUUCACGCACCACUGCCUGGAGGACCUGCUGGUGGGCCCGGCCUUCUGGCUGCGGGCGCCCGAGGAGCAGGAGGAGGCGGCCGUCCGGGUCCGCGUGGACGAGGAGGCGCUGCGGCUGACGCACGAGAGCCUCCUGGUGCAGGACGGGCCUUUCUUCGUCCUGUGUCCUGACGGCUCCGUGAGAGAGACCUCCGGUCCGCAGGGGGCAGGCGGGGGCCCCCAGCCCCUCAGGCCGGCUUCGGGGGCGCCCCAGGGGGAGGCGGCCCUGGCCCCGGGCUCCCCGGCCUGCAGGCUCCGCGCGUGCUCCGAGGAGGAGGGCGAGGAGGAGGGCGAGGAGGAGGAGGCCGAGUCCACUGCAGAGCCACUGCCGCCGUUCCAUCAAUGGGCUCUCAGAGUCGCCUGGGACCCCUUCGAGGACUCUGUGGGUGGACCCGUGACGCCAGACACCCAGCUGAUGGCCGUGGGCCUGGCCUCCGCCGUGGCCGGCUACCGGGGCGCGGGGCCCGAAGAGCUGACCUUCCUCAGCGGCGACGGCAUCGAGAUCCUGGGCGCGCGGGUGCCCGGCCUGCCCUGGUUCCUGGGCCGGCACGUGGGCUCCGGCCGGAUCGGCUUUGUGCGGACCGGCCUCGUCAGUGUGCAGGGCGGCGCGUCCGAGCUGGAGAGCGUGCUUUUCCUCGACGAGGAGGAGAGGGCCUUCCUCCACCGGGAGGGCGGCUUCUCCGAGGAGGACGCACGGCGGCUGCUGAGCCGGACGGCGGGCGCGGACGUCUGCACGGCCUACAGCUUGGACAGACACGGAGACGCUGAGGCUGAGCCGUCGGAAGAGCAAGAAUCGCCUCUGCCUGGCCUGCACCCGGAGCCACACGAGACCCUGCAGACGGUGAAGAAGGUUCUGGAACGAUGGAAGUCCUGCCACCGCUGCCCCGAGGAGCCAGGGUCCUGGGGUCUCACCUCGGUGUCCAGUGAAGCGAGCUCGCCGGACCCCGAGGAGCCCCCCUUCCGCCUGGACGCGGAGGACGACUGGGCGGACCCGGGGGCCCUGGGCCCCCUGCUGCGGUUCCUGGACGCCCCCGGGUUCGAGCCCGGCUUCCGUGGCCUGUACGACGCCUCCCUGCCGGCGCUCGGCGCCGCGUUCCGUGGCUUCGCCGACGAGGAGGAGCUGGCCGGGCGCCUGGCCCAGGCGCGGGGGGCGGCCAAGAAGGCGGAGCUCCCCAUGGCGCUGGCCCGGCUCUGCUUCCUGCUGGGGCUGCUGUGCGCGCGGCGCCUCAAGCUGUCCCAGGCCCGCGUGUACUUCGAGGAGGCGCUGGGGGCCCUGGGCGGCCGCUUCGGGGACCUCCGCCUGGUGGCGGCUCUGUACGCCAACCUGGCCGCCGUCCACCUGCGGCAGAGCAACCGCGGCCGGUGCGGGCAGGUGGUGCCCAAGGCCUGCGCCCUGCUGCUGGGCGCACCGGGCCACGGCGGCGGCACCGAGGCCGAGGCGGAGCUGCUGCGGCUGGCCCUGCGCCGGGCCGUGGCCGCCCGCAGCCCGCAGGCCGAGGCCCGCGCCUGCUUCCUGCUGGCCCGGCUCCGGGUCCGCCUCAAGCAGCCCGAGGCGGCCCUGCCCUUCCUGGAGCGGCUGCUGCUGCUGCACGGCGCCCUGGGCCGCCCGGACGCCGCCUGGCCCGCCGACGGCUACCUGCUGCUGGCCGACAUGUACGGCCGCCUGUGCCUGCCGCGCCUGGCGCUGGGCUGCGUGCGGGCGGCCUCGCUGCGCGCCCCGGGCUCGCUGGCCGGCGCGCUGCGGAGCGUGGACCUCGUCCUGCGGAACGCGCCGCGGCCCCCGCGCCUGCCCCCGCAGAUCGCGCCCUACCUCCGGCAGGCGCUGGCCGCCCCCGCCCCCGGCCCGGCCCCCGCGUGGCGCGGGCCCCUCUACGCCAGCCUGGCCCGGCUGCACAGCCUGCACCGGCAGCACGGCCCGGCCAUCGCCUGCAUGACGCGGGCGCUGCAGGCCGGCGCGGAGGCGGGCGGCCGCCGGCUGGUGGACGACCUGCUGGCCCUGGCCUGGCUGCACGUGCUGCACGGGCAGAGCCGCGUGGCGCUGGGCAUCCUGCGGUCGGUCGUGGCCGCGGCCGCGGCCGGCGCGGACCGGGAGGGCGUGGUCGCCAACAUGAUGGCCGUCGCCCUGAAGAGGACGGGCCGGACGCGGCGGGCGGCCGAGGGCUACUUCCGCGCCCUGGGCGUCGCCCGGCGGCUGGGCCAGCGGCGGAACCAGGCGGUGGCCCUGGCCAACUUCGGGGCGCUGUGCCUGCAGGCGGGGGCGCGCGGGCUGGCCCAGCACUACCUCCUGCAGGCCGUGCGGCUCUUCGCCGGGCUGCCCAGCGGGGAGCGCGGCCCGGACCUCACCCACGUGCUCCUGCAGCUGGGCCAGCUGUGCACGCACCGGGCCCUCGCCCAGCAGGGCAAGUGCUACUACCAGUGGGCCUUCCUGGUGGCCGUGGAGACCGGCCACCUGGACGGCCAGCUGCGUGCCGUCCAGCGGCUGUGCCACUUCUACAGCGCGGUGCGGCCCCGCAGGGCCCAGUGCCUCGUCUACCACGAGCUGCAGCUGGCGCUGGCCCGCCGGGCGGCCGACACGGCGCUGGAGGGGCAGCUCCUGGAGACCAUCAGCCGGCUCUACCUGGCGCUGGGCACCGAGCGGGCCUACAAAUUGGCGCUGGACUACACUAAGCGCAGCCUGGGCAUCUUCAUCGACCUCCAGGAGAAGGAGAAGGAGGCGCACGCCUGGCUGCAGGCCGGCAAGAUCUACUACCUCCUGCGGCAGGACGAGCUGGUGGACCUGUACAUCCAGGUGGCCCAGGACGCGGCCCUGUACACAGGGGACCCCAACCUGGGGCUGGAGCUGUUCGAGGCGGCCGGAGACAUCUUCUUCAAUGGUGCCUGGGAGCGGGAGAAGGCCGUGUCCUUCUACAGGGACCGGGCGCUGCCCCUGGCCGUGACCACCGGGAACCAGGAGGCGGAGCUGCGGCUGUGCAACAAGCUGGUGGCGCUGCUGGCAGAGCUGGGCCUGCAGCAGGAGGGCCUGGAGUUUGCCCACAUGGCCCUGGCCCUCAGCAUCACCCUGGGGGACCGGCUGAACGAGCGCGUGGCCUACCACCGGCUGGCCGGCCUGCACCAGCGGCUGCGCCACGCCGAGCUGGCCGAGCACUUCUACCUCAAGGCACUGUCACUGUGCAGCUCGCCGCUGCAGUUCGCCGAGGAGACGCUGUACUACGUGAAGGUGUACCUGGUGCUGGGGGACCUCAUCUUCUACGACCUGAAGGACCCCUUCGACGCGGCCGGGUACUACCAGCUGGCGCUGGCGGCGGCCGUGGACCUGGGCAACAAGAAGGCCCAGAUGAAGAUCUACGCGCGCCUGGCCACCAUCCACCACCACUUCCUGCGGGACCGGGAGAGGUCGCUCUUCUUCUACCAGAAGGCCCGCACCUUCGCCUCCGAGCUCAGCGGCCGCCGGGGCCGCCCCGGCCCGCCGCGCUGCUGGGGGCGCGCGCCCUGGCUGGCCCCCGGCCACCCGCCCUGAGGCCAGGCGCCCUGUCCCGGCGC